AUGUUGGGUCUGGAUGAGAAUGACCGUGCUCGGGUCAAUUGGGAAAAAGAAUGCCACAAGGGUGACCUCAAGCAGGAGCUAGCCAGUAUCUUCAAUCAAGCUGGUCACACCUUCUUCCAGCUUAUCCGGUCAGGGGAGGUUGGAGCUGUGCGGAAUUUACUGGUCGCCCAGCCAGCUCUGGUGGAAAGUGCUGAUGCUGCUGGCAACACAGCCCUGCACGUGGCGGUGCAGAAGUCUUUCAAGCAUCAAAAGGAGAUCGUACAGCUUCUUUUGAGCCAUGGAGCAAUCCUGAGUGAGAAUGGGCUGAAUCAAGAAACUCCUCUGCACCUCCUCUGCCGUCGAUGUGCUGCACAGAUGUACCAGAGUGGCUAUGACUGGCCCCCGGGAAGGAAGUGGGAGGAAUGCAAAGGAUGGUCACCUUCAAAGGACAAAGUGGAUGCAGAAGAUGGUGCAAAAGACGAGCUGUUCACCCUCACCAAG
Messenger RNA from Symbiodinium pilosum, 480 nucleotides. NCBI's taxonomy places the organism in Eukaryota, Dinophyceae, Suessiales, Symbiodiniaceae. The record is from the annotation of a GenBank genome assembly.